Molecule: messenger RNA, 2307 nt
Organism: Naegleria gruberi
Lineage: Eukaryota; Heterolobosea; Eutetramitea; Acrasida; Naegleriidae
Exons: 4
Coding region: 1-2307 (768 amino acids)
Biological process (GO): monoatomic cation transport; transmembrane transport
Cellular component (GO): membrane
Molecular function (GO): monoatomic cation transmembrane transporter activity
Source: RefSeq, a predicted model, not a curated record
AUGGUUAGUGUAUUGCACGGAACGAGCAUUAGAAAGGAGCAAAAACACAGAUGGUGGAUGUACAAAUUGUUAUUUCUCUGCGUUGUUUCUGCUCUUGCACUGGGAAUAAGCUUGAUCUUUUCCCAUACCAACGCACCAAUAUUAAGGGAUGCCAGUUCUAGGGAAUAUAUUCCAGAUUUUCCAUCCUUUCAAAGGGAUUACUAUUCAUUAAAUAACUACUAUUCGAUUGAAAGUGUUAUGGAUGCUAAGAAUAAUACAAAUGAUGAUGAGGAUGUGUUGAUUCAAUACUUUAUAUCUAUUAAUGCUUCCACAAGUUGUGAUUUUGACUCGGUUCCUUAUAAUAUGACAUGUAGUUAUCUGAGUUGGAAUCAAUCGGGAUGUGCCACAGACAACAAGUAUCUCCAAUUGCUUCAUUGCACAGAUUUGCAUGAGGCUCCAGCAGUCUUUUAUAUUUUGGCUGUUCUUGUGGUCCUGAUAUGUUUCUACUUGUUGGGUGAUACUGCAGAAGCAUACUUUUCACCUUCCCUUAUCAAAAUUUCAAAUUAUUUGAACCUCUCUCCAAACCUUGCUGGUAUUACACUUUUAGCUUUGGGUAAUGGUGCUCCUGAUCUUUCAUCUAUUAUUGUAGGUAUUGUAGCAAAUGGUAACACAGAAUUUGGUGUUGGUGAACCAGUUGGUAGUGGUACAUUUGUGACAUCUUGUGUUAUGGCUGGUAUUGUUCUUUUAUCAGAUGUGAAAGGAUUGGCAAGAAGACCAUUCAUUAGAGAUGUUAUCUUUUAUAUUGUUAGUGUUGCAUACACUUUUUAUUUAUACAUUGACGGAAGAGUAUUCAUUUGGGAAUCAAUCAUUUGUGUAUUGAUCUAUGUAGUAUAUGUAUCAACAGUAAUUAUUGGAAGAAUUGUUUACAAGAGAAUCAAAGCAAGAAGAGAAAGACUUAAGGGGCUCCCUCAAAAGGCCUCAAAGCUUCAAAAAACUGCUCUUGGCCAAAGAUUGAUUGAAGGAAGUGGUGAAGGGGAGGCUUCCAACAUUUCAAUCCCACAAGAGCAAACACCAUCUGAAACUGAAAAUGAUCAAACCUCUCAAAAUCCAGAAAAUACACACCAAGAAGUGGAACUUAUCGACACAGAUGCCAAGGCAGUAGUUGAGGAAGAUACUGGAAGUGAAUCUGAAGAAGAAGAGCAAUGGGCUGGAUGGAGACAUACAUUUAUUAGAAAUGACAUAUUCAAGGAAGUUUCUGUAAAGGAUAGCAAAUCAUUGGAUCGUGUUGCUACUUCAAGAUAUUACAUUCCUAAAGUUGGUAUCAUUGAAUCAAAGAAAACUGAACAUGUUGAAGGCGAAGAAAAGGAACACAAAUAUAUUAUCACUGAUUAUUUCCAAAAUGAAAAUAGUGAUAGAAAGGUUCAAGAACCUACUGAUAAGGAAGGAGAAGAGAAAGAGGUAAAGGGCUCAAAGAAAUACGUUUUAAUGUUUUUGGAUUCUAUUGGAUGGUCAGACAUGGCUUGGUACCAAAAGAUUACUUUCAUCUUAUUUGAAUGGGUUUGGAUUUUGUUGAGAAAUUUGACUAUUCCAAAGAGUGAAGAUGAAGAAUGGAACAAGUGGUUUGCUAUGUGUAUUCCAGUAUUUUCACCACUAUUUAUCUUGAUAUUACCUGGUUAUGAUAAGUUUAUAUUUUUGAUUGGAGGAGUUUUCCCAGUUGCUGUGAUAUUGAUUAUUGUGGGUAGUUUCUUCUCUGUUAUUAUUUUCUUUACCACAAGAAGAAAUAAGCCUCCAAGAUAUCAUCCAAUAUUUGUUGUGUUUGCAUUCCCAAUGUGUAUCUUUUGGAUAUUUAUUGUUGCAAAUGAAUUAUUGGAUGUUUUGGAUGCAGUAGGUUUGAGUGUUGGCAUUCCAACCUCAGUAUUGGCUAUUACAGUUUUGUCUUGGGGAAAUUCAAUCUCAGAUAUGAUUGCUGAUAUUGUGAUUUCAAAGCAAGGAUAUCCUAGUAUGGCUCUGGGUGCUGUAUUUGCUGGACCUAUGCUUAAUUUAUUGAUCGGUUUAUUUGUUGCCUUAACAUUUAAUCCUAUACAGUUGACAAAGUUCUGCUUCCCUCUCACUGAAGAUCCAACAGUUAAUGUUUCAUUCAUUUUCUUGCUGAUAUCACUAAUUUCAUCCGUGAUUGUUGUUCCUGCUUUCAAAUUCAGAGCUCCAAAACUGUAUGGUGUUUAUUUGAUCGGACUUUAUUUGAUUUAUCUUACUUUGGCUCUUUUGGCAGCUCUUUAUCCACCUGUUACUAAAGCAUUUACAUGGAGAGCAGAAAAUAUGUGUCAAUAA